Molecule: messenger RNA, 1248 nt
Organism: Populus trichocarpa (black cottonwood)
Lineage: Eukaryota; Viridiplantae; Streptophyta; Magnoliopsida; Malpighiales; Salicaceae
Product: prolyl 4-hydroxylase 1
Exons: 12
Coding region: 151-1014 (287 amino acids)
Biological process (GO): peptidyl-proline hydroxylation to 4-hydroxy-L-proline
Cellular component (GO): endoplasmic reticulum
Molecular function (GO): procollagen-proline 4-dioxygenase activity; L-ascorbic acid binding; iron ion binding
Source: RefSeq, a predicted model, not a curated record
UAAUAAAGAUAACGGAAAAGAAGAGCUGCUGCUAUUUGUGUUCUCAAAAGUCAGCCACAGGACCGGCAAUCGAAGGAGACGAGAGGAGAAGCCAACUCUCACUCGCUUCUUUCUCUGUCUGCGAUCGUUGCAGGGGGGAGACGAGAGGCAAUGGCCUCUUCCAUGAAAAUCGUAUUCGGACUCCUAGCUUUUGUCACCGCUGGAAUGAUCGUAGGUGCUUUCUUUCAAUUAGCAUUUAUACUAAAGCUGGAAGACUCGUAUGGCACCAAGUUUCCAUCAUUUAAAAGAGUGCGAAAACUUCAAAGUGAUGCCUAUCUUCAGUUGCCGAGAGGGAUUUCUCAUUGGGAUAAUGACACAGAAGCGGCAGUUUUACGAAUUGGAUAUGUCAAACCUGAAAUUAUCAGCUGGUCACCGCGAAUUAUUGUACUCCAUGAUUUUUUGAGCUCAGAGGAAUGUGACUAUCUUAGAGCCCUAGCUAAACCUCGGCUUCGAAUUUCUACUGUGGUGGAUGUAAAAACAGGGAAGGGAAUAGAAAGCAAGGUAAGGACAAGUUCUGGAAUGUUUCUGAGCUCUGAAGAGAAAACGUAUCAAGUGGUACAGGCAAUUGAAAAAAGGAUUUCAGUCUAUUCUCAAGUGCCCAUUGAAAAUGGGGAGCUCAUCCAAGUUUUAAGGUAUGAAAAGAAUCAGUAUUACAAGCCCCAUCAUGACUACUUUUCUGAUACUUUUAACUUGAAGCGUGGUGGUCAGCGAGUAGCAACAAUGCUGAUGUACUUAAGUGACAAUGUUGAGGGGGGAGAAACAUAUUUCCCAAUGGCUGGUUCAGGUAAAUGCAGUUGUGGCGGAAAAGUUGUGGAUGGGUUAAGUGUAAAACCUAUCAAAGGAAAUGCAGUUCUUUUCUGGAGCAUGGGACUAGAUGGCCAGUCGGAUCCUAGCAGCAUACAUGGAGGAUGUGAGGUUCUGUCAGGGGUGAAGUGGUCAGCUACAAAAUGGAUGAGGCAAAGAGCUACUUUCUGAUUUUAUAGUUAACCCUAGCUUAGGUAUAUUAAAGCAAUGCCUCUUUUACAUGGGUCGCGUUAUAUAGAUCUGGAUACGAAGGAUUAGAGAAUAUGAAUUAACCUUAAAUUAGAUGAAACUGGAAAGUUACUCUAGUUUCUAAUCCCCUAUCAAGGGCUAUUGUGAUUUGGACAAAGUUUGAUCUCUGGUUUCAGUGGCAAAUAUUACACCAAAAAAUACUGAUGUAUUUGCAUA